Molecule: messenger RNA, 947 nt
Organism: Paramacrobiotus metropolitanus
Lineage: Eukaryota; Metazoa; Tardigrada; Eutardigrada; Parachela; Macrobiotidae
Product: papain inhibitor-like
Exons: 1
Coding region: 146-508 (120 amino acids)
Source: RefSeq, a predicted model, not a curated record
AGCCAAAUUUACCAUGUUGCAGACAAGCGUAUAAAAAGCAAGCAUUUAUAAACUAAAUCCUUAUAGACUUCUCUAUUUUGUUCAGGAACUAUUAAGGAAUUAUACUGUAUCGGAAAGUCAAAGUGUAGCAACAAUUUUCGGAAAAAUGUCGCAUUGUAUGGUUAUUCUCUACUUCUUGGCGCUGGUCUGCGGGGCCUUCGCCUUCAGCGGCGAUGCCACGUGGUACGAUGUGGGACUGGGCGCGUGCGGUCAGUGGAGCAACAACAACCAACUGGUAGCUGCCAUUAGUCCUUCCCAGUAUGGAUGGCAUGCCAAUCCCAACACGGCCGCGGUCUGCCGAACAUGCGCCAGCGUCCGAGCUGGUGGCAGACAGGUCAAGGUGAAGAUUGUGGAUAAAUGUGACGGCUGUGCAAGUGGAUCGAUUGACUUAUCACCCGGCGCUUUUCAACGCCUGGCCUCACUGGAUACCGGCCGGAUCCGGGUGACCUGGGAUUACGUUAGCUGCUAAUUGCAAACUCGUCUAGACGACUGUAUCUAACCGUAGCUGCAGUAAGAUUCUAAAGGUCAUAAUUUGAUUAGCUCCCCUGUUCAACUGCUAUUAUGUAUGUCAUUCAUUAAAAUCACCGCAGAAUUUUAAAAAGGCAGUUACAAAUGGUUUGGUAUUAUCCGGUCGCGUGCCAACAAAUUUCGAUUUCAUUUGAAUACUUCCAAAUAUCGCUCCUAUUUGUUAUUGCAUACAAAAUAUGACAGUCUGAAACGUACUGCAUGUAUUCGAAAAUCGCCGCGAGAUUCAAGAGACGAUGAAACGCUGAAAAUGUUCAUGUUUAGAUAUUGCUAAUCUGAUAAGACUAAUCUUGCUUUUGUUACUUUAUGAUCAGCUAUUUUCAAUUCUAAAUCAAAACUGAAACCAGUAUUUGAAAGGAUCAAGAAUUUAAAACGUGGGCUUA